Molecule: messenger RNA, 1575 nt
Organism: Leptidea sinapis
Lineage: Eukaryota; Metazoa; Arthropoda; Insecta; Lepidoptera; Pieridae
Gene: Paics
Product: bifunctional phosphoribosylaminoimidazole carboxylase/phosphoribosylaminoimidazole succinocarboxamide synthetase
Exons: 8
Coding region: 170-1450 (426 amino acids)
Biological process (GO): 'de novo' IMP biosynthetic process
Molecular function (GO): phosphoribosylaminoimidazolesuccinocarboxamide synthase activity
Source: RefSeq, a predicted model, not a curated record
CUUGUGCGUCAUAUAAGCACAUGGGUGGCAUUUCGCUCCGUUCGGGCAUCCAACGCGAAGACAUCGAACUUUAUAAAUAAAAGGCCCACGCUGUUUGACUAUAGUGCUACUUCGCCUUUUUGUCCCGUAAACAAUAAUUCCGUGUAAAACCGCUCCGUCAACGUAAAAAAUGGCACACCCAAAAGAAGUUGCUGGAUUCAAGCUGGGCAAGUUACUAAUCGAGGGCAAAACGAAGCAGGUGUUCGACUUACCUGAAGAGACCGGACAUUGUAUUUUGAUCAACAAGGACAGAAUUACUGCUGGAGAUGGGGUCAAAGCACACGACAUGGAAGGCAAAGCGGCCAUUUCCAACCAGACCAAUGCUAAAGUUUUCGAGAUCCUAAAAGCUGCAGGAAUACCAACGGCAUUUGUCAAAAUCGCAUCACCAGUUGCGUUUAUAUCGAAGAAAUGUGACAUGGUACCAAUCGAGUGGGUCACCAGGCGGUUGGCGACUGGCUCCUUCCUCAAACGCAACCCUGGAGUACCAGAGGGAUACCGGUUCACGCCGCCCAAGCAGGAGACAUUCUUCAAAGACGACGCCAACCAUGACCCACAGUGGUCAGAGGAACAGAUCGUAUCCGCUAAGUUCACUUUUAAUGGACUUGUAAUCGGUCAAGAUGAGGUGGACUACAUGCGCAAUGUGACAAUAUUGGUGUUUGAGAUCUUGGAGAAGGCCUGGGGUCUUCGCGAUUGUGCUCUCAUUGACAUGAAGAUUGAGUUUGGUGUUGAUGCCGACGGUAAAAUUCUUCUUGCUGACGUCAUCGACUCUGACUCCUGGAGACUAUGGCCGUCUGGAGACAAGAGGCUAAUGGUGGACAAACAGGUCUACAGAAAUCUCAGUACAGUGACCGCCGCGGAUUUGGACACAGUGAAGCGGAACUUUGCCUGGGUGAAGGACCAACUCGACCAUCUUAGACCGAAAGUUCACCACAAAGUUGUUAUAAUCAUGGGAUCGGCCGCUGAUGUGGAGCAUUGCCAGAAAAUUGCAAAAGCGGCUAAGAAAUUCGGUCUCGAUGUGGACAUGCGCGUUACUUCAGCGCACAAGGCGACCGAGGAGACGCUACACAUCAUGAAACAGUACGAGGACACUCAUGGCGCGCUUGUGUUCAUCGCGGUCGCAGGACGCUCCAACGGAUUAGGACCAGUGCUAUCUGGCAACACGUCCUACCCUGUCAUCAACUGCCCACCGCCUUCUAGUAACCUUGUGCAGGAUAUAUGGUCAUCUUUAUCUCUUCCAUCUGGGCUUGGCUGCGCAACUGUCAUAUAUCCAGACAGUGCUGCUGUAAUGGCUGCACAAAUAAUAGGGGUACAGGACUACAUCGUAUGGGCGCGUAUUCGAUUUAAUCAGUUAGAAAUGGCCGCGUCACUCAGGGUUGCGGACAAGAAAGUCAGGAAUUUGUCCAUAGAGUAAUAUAUAGGGUAGCUAUUCCAAUGUCUGAGAGUUUAUAAUGUAUGGUUUUAUAUUAUUAUUUUUGUAUGCUUUGUUGUUUACUGUGUAUGAAAAAUCAUUCCCUAUUUAAUAAAAUGUUAAAAAUA